Molecule: messenger RNA, 1485 nt
Organism: Talaromyces atroroseus
Lineage: Eukaryota; Fungi; Ascomycota; Eurotiomycetes; Eurotiales; Trichocomaceae
Exons: 2
Coding region: 1-1485 (494 amino acids)
Molecular function (GO): aldehyde dehydrogenase (NAD+) activity
Source: RefSeq, a predicted model, not a curated record
AUGGCUCUAGAAACCCUGCAGACUAUUUCUCCCAUCACCAACCAGACCAUCGUGACUCGCACUGGCAUAUCUUCAGAGGAACUCGCCUUGCUCCCGGAGACUGCACAGAAGGCUUUCCGCUCAUUUUCGCAAAAUACGACCUUAGCCCAACGUCAAGAAAUUGUCGCACGAGCCCUGGGGAUUCUCGCUAAGAAGAAGGAUGCCUUGGGACAGGAGAUAACCGAGCAGAUGGGCCGGCCCAUCGCAUACACGGGCGGCGAAGUUGCCACAGCGAUCAAAAGAGGAGAAUUCUUGAAUCGCGCCAGCAAUUCGAUACUUGGGGAAGAAGGCACCGUGGACGGUGAGCCGGAGAAGGGUUUCAAACGUUAUAUCAAAAGAAAGCCCGUCGGAGUCGUAUUGAUUAUUUUUGCAUGGAAUGUGGGUUGCAUAUCUCUGUCUCUGGGAAUUUUAGGACUUGAAACUGAUCUCACGUCUUCUUUUGAGCAGUACCCUUACCUCAUCCUCGUUAACAGCUUGAUCCCUGCUAUCCUCGCUGGAAACGCAGUCAUUCUAAAACCCUCUCCACAAACUCCCACAGUAGUUGAGCAGGUCGCGUCUGCUUUUCAAGAAGCUGGACUCCCACAGGACGUGAUACAAUACUUCCAUUGCGGGUCUUUGGCUCAGUUGCAAGUCCUUAUUCGAUCGCCGCUCGUCAAUCAUAUCUGUUUCACUGGUUCCGUUGCCGGAGGAUUGGCGGUCCAGAAGGCUGCAUCAGAUCGGAUUAUCAAUGUUGGUCUUGAGCUUGGAGGCAAAGACCCCGCCUAUAUCCGCGGUGAUGUGGACAUCCCUUGGGCUGCGGAAGAAAUCGUCGAUGGGGCUAUUUUCAACAGCGGACAAAGUUGCUGCGCCAUCGAGCGGGUCUAUGUACACGAGAGUAUUCACGACCAGUUUGUUGAGGAAGUUAAGAAAGUCCUCAGCAAGUACCGGGUUGGUGAUCCUUUCGAUAAGAAUACACAGAUUGGACCCGUCAUCUCGCGACGAUCCCAGGAGACAUUCAAUGCACAUGUUGCAGAAGCUUUGGCCCACGGUGCAAAGGAUGAAACUCCAGAAAAUGAAACAUUCAAGAACAUGCCCCCCGAUGGUAACUUUGUGAAGCCCACGCUUCUCACUGGCGUCACGCAUGAUAUGCUUGUUAUGAAAGAAGAGACCUUUGGACCCGUUAUCCCAGUCAUGCGAGUGAAGAGUGAUGAAGAAGCCGUGAGGCUGAUGAAUGACAGCGAAUUCGGUCUUACAGCUAGUGUAUGGACAAAAGACGUUGCGGCAGCGGAGUCGAUUAUCGACAAGAUUGAAGCCGGCACGGUGUUCAUCAACCGGGCCGAUUUCCCAAGUCCGGAUCUGGCUUGGACCGGAUGGAAGAACUCCGGACGAGGCGUGACACUAAGCAAGUUUGGGUUUGACCAAUUUGUGAAACUGAAGAGCUACCACGUCAAAGAUUAUCCGAAAUAA